AUGAAGAAGAUCCUGGAAUACAAGGAAAUCCCCCAAGAAGGUCACUGGGAAGAACAAAGCAGCUUGGAACAGCUUGAUCGUAGUGGUUCGGGAGCUUCCAGGGCCCUCCGAACUUUUUGGGAAGUUGAGAAUCUCUGCUCUGAGCCUAAGGAAGCUGGGAGUCUCUGCUCUGAGCCUGAGGAAGUUGAGAGUCUCUGUUCUGAGCCUGAGGAAGCUGGGAGUCUCUGCUCUGAGCCUGAGGAAGUUGAGAGUCUCUGCUCUGAGCCUGGGGAAGCUGGGAGACUCUGCUCUGAGCCAGAGGGAGCUGGGAGUCUCUGUUCUGAGCCUGAGGGAGCUGGGAGUCUCUGUUCUGAGCCUGAGGGAGCUGGGAAUCGGUGCUCUGAGCAGGAAGGAGCUGGGAGUCACUGCUCUGAGCCUGAGAGAGCUGGGAGUCUCUGCUCUGAGUCUAAGGGAGCUGGGAGUCUCUGCUCUGAACCUGAGAGAGCUAGGAGUCUGUGUUCUGGGCUUGAAGGAGCUGGGAGUCUGUGUUCUGAGUCUGAGGGAGCUGGGAGUCACUGCUCUGAGCCUGAGGGAGCUGGGAGUCACUGUUCUGAGCCUGAGGGAGCUGGGAGUCACUGUUCUGAGCCUGAGGGACCUGGGAGUCACUGUUCUGAGCCUGAGGGAGCUGGGAGUCACUGUUCUGAGCCUGAGGGACCUGGGAGUCACUGUUCUGAGCCUGAGGGACCUGGGAGUCACUGUUCUGAGCCUGAGGGACCUGGGAGUCACUGUUCUGAGCCUGAGGGAGCUGGGAGUCACUGCUCUGAGCCUAGAGCCUGGGAAGAACAGCCGCUGGGAACGAAAUAG
Procambarus clarkii (red swamp crayfish) is the source of this 843-nucleotide messenger RNA. Lineage: Eukaryota; Metazoa; Arthropoda; Malacostraca; Decapoda; Cambaridae. The record is from RefSeq and is a predicted model, not a curated record.